CCCCGCGGCGGAGGAGGGGCUGCUGGGAGAUGUAGUCUUCCCGUAGGGCUAUCCCGGCAGUCGGCGCGGCCGCUCCGAGUUACCUCACGGGAGGGCUGUUCUGACGCUGCCAGGGGCCCGGCACAGCCAUCCUUCGCCGCCCCUCCGCUGCCGGACCCGAAGGGUGGCGGCGAUGUCCGGGGCCCCCCGAGCGGCGCCCUGCCCCGUUAGCAAGGCCGCUCAGCCCUGUGCCAGCAGGAGCGGGGCUCCGUGGGAGAAGCCAUUUCCGCUCUGGUUGCCGUCAGUUCGGGGCCCUUGUUCCCGAGAUACUCAAAGCCGUGUCACUAAGGAGUGGUUCCUGCUGCCGCUGUAUAGCCAGUGAUGUUGCUGAGGUCAUGUGAACGUCCUGUCCACUAUCCUCUGCCCGUCCACUUCUGUGAACAGUCAUUACGUGUUUUCAGCUACGCCUCGUCACAGUCUUUCACCAUUCGUUAAAAAUCUGUAUUCGAAUCUUCUAUUUUUCCAGUCGAAAACCGUGUGUGCAGGUCUUUCAUGUGUGACCUGUGAACCUUUAUCGAUCCCUACAGCCCUGGGUGUUUUUAGGAGCACAUGGAGGCAUGUGACUGGUCUGGAGAGGGGCAGACCAAAGACUAAGUCUUGAAAACAUGAUUCCUGCAACUGUUCACACUGUCCUGAGUGCUCUAUAUUUAUGCUGCCACAGAAAGAACUGGUUACACUCGGAGGAGAAACUCAAGAAGCACUAAGGACUGAAAUGCGCUUGCAGCUAAAGUAUCCUCAUCAUGAAUAGGUACACAACUAUCAGACAGCUUGGUGAUGGAACUUAUGGCUCUGUCCUGCUGGGGAGAAGCAUUGAAUCUGGAGAGCUAAUAGCCAUUAAAAAAAUGAAAAGGAAGUUUUAUUCCUGGGAGGAAUGCAUGAACCUUCGAGAGGUUAAGUCUUUGAAGAAACUAAACCAUGCCAAUGUAGUAAAGCUGAAAGAAGUUAUCAGGGAAAAUGAUCAUCUGUAUUUUGUGUUUGAAUACAUGAAGGAAAAUCUUUAUCAGUUAAUGAAAGAAAGAAACAAGCUGUUUCCAGAGUCUACAGUUAGGAAUAUAAUGUACCAGAUCCUGCAAGGGCUUGCAUUUAUCCAUAAGCAUGGAUUCUUUCACAGAGACUUAAAACCUGAAAACCUCCUUUGCAUGGGACCAGAGCUUGUGAAAAUAGCAGACUUUGGCUUAGCCCGAGAAAUCCGAUCCAGACCUCCCUACACAGAUUAUGUAUCUACUAGAUGGUACAGGGCUCCUGAAGUCCUUCUGAGAUCCACCAGCUAUAGUUCUCCAAUAGAUAUUUGGGCUGUUGGCUGUAUAAUGGCAGAGGUUUACACACUGAGGCCUCUCUUCCCAGGAGCCAGUGAAAUUGAUACUAUAUUCAAAAUUUGCCAAGUUUUGGGGACACCAAAGAAGAAUGACUGGCCUGAAGGCUACCAACUUUCAGCUUCUAUGAAUUUUCGCUGGCCUCAGUGUGUACCAAACAACCUGAAAACCCUGAUACCUAAUGCUAGCAGUGAAGCAGUCCAGCUCAUGAGAGACAUGCUGCAGUGGGACCCCAAAAAGCGACCAACAGCUAGUCAGGCACUUCGCUAUCCAUACUUCCAGGUUGGGCACACCCUGGGCAUUCUGGAACUGGGGAGACAAAAGGAGCAGCAUAACAAAUCAUCUUUGCAUAUCAAGCCUGUCCCUCCAGCACAGCCCCCUCCAAAAUCUCAUGCCCGCAUUUCCUCAAGGCCUUUUCAGCAAAGCCAACCUUCUCAGCACCUGGUUUACUCAUGUAAGACAGACAACUCUGGGACUGAACGCAGUAACUUCUUACAGGAGGACAAGUCUAACCAGGUUCUUCUGCCUGCAAUUCACAAUAAGGUUCCUCAGCAGAAGACAUCUUCUGGGACUGAGAAUACGAAUGGUGAACUCAAACCAAAAGCUAGGCGAAGAUGGGGACAUGUUGCUAGGACAGUGAAGGGUUCUGAAGACUGGGAUGACUUGGAAGACCUUGAUUUCAGCUCUUCCAUUACAAGGAUGGACUUGAAAAACAAGAAGAGACAGAAUGAUGACACUCUUUGUAGAUUUGAAAGCAUUUUGGAUCUGAAGCCUUUGGAUGCUGCAGGGUCUGGCAGCAGUGCACCUUCCCACCCCACCUUUCCACAGCCAGACACUCCCGCUGUGCGAGUUUCUGCAGCAAAACAACACUACUCCAGACAUUCUAGGUAUCUGCCUGCAGGAAUAAGCACAAGAAAUAGCACAGUCUCCACUUCAAACAAAGAAUCUGUUCCGUCUAAUCCCUGGCCCAGUUCUGUUUUGCCAGGGAAGCCUUCAGGUUUGGAAGGAAGUACUAACAGGACAAAUUCAGGUUCCAUGGGAUCAGGUGGUCUGACAAGUGGUUAUGUCCCUUCAUUUCUGAAGAAGGAAGUAGGCUCUGCUGGGCAGAGGGUUCAGUUGGCACCAGUUGUGGAUCCAUCUUCUAAUUAUGCUUCUCUGAAGUCAGUAAGACCUCAUCCUGGACAGCCCCCAUUCAAUUCACCUACAAAAAGCACACUGAGGUUGAUGCCUCUCCCUCCCCCAGCGCAGCCAAUCCUCGGGCUCCGUGUUGAUUGGGCUGCAAAGUAUGGUGCUCACCGGUGACUGGGCUGGAAAUACCCUCAGAACCAGGGCAUGCUUCUCAUCAGGUGGUGGCUAAGAUGAGACAAUUUGAUACUGUUUUAUAUACCUGUAAAUUUCAAAGUAACAGAUCUUCUAUGAAUGAGACGUUUUGAAGGGUUUUUUUACUUUUAUUUGUAUUAAUUUGAAUGCAAUCUUGUACCUUUUUGUAUAAAAUAGUUUUGUUUUAUAAUUGGGUCCAGUUAUUUUCAUAAGUCUGAUAUGUUUUGUAUAUAUGGCUUAGGGGGGUUGGCAUUUUUAUAGGACAAAUUUUAUAACAAACUUUUUAAAAAUUUUAACUUUUUCGUAUUAGAUUCAACUUUUUUUUAUAAAUGCGGCAAAAAAAAAGCAAAGUGGUGCAAUAUUGCAGUGGAAGAGAAGUGCUGAGGAAGGGGCAUUCAUUAGACAUUUUCUGAAGUUUAUGUGCUUAGUGAAGCUGUAUAAUUUCAGUGAUGCCAUUUCUUGAUGCCAUGCUUCUGUUGUUCUAUACUCAUUUGCUUUGUACUGACAUCAAAGGAAUGAGCAACUAGCAGUCCAUAAUCCCCUUUGCAAUCACUGAGAAACUUCUGGAAGUCAGUGGAAGACUUCUUAAAAAGAUUUAUUUUUGCCUUUAAAAGGUUUUUAUUGGACUGCUGUCCAACUUUUCAGUUCCAUUCUUUUGCUGUUAUCAAAUGUGGGGAAUCUUCUUCUUUGGUGAAGGGAGAAUGCUCUUCUGUAGAUCUGUUUUCUGACAGUGCUCUUUUCUCAGACUUCAAAGUUGCUUCUUGGCAUUGUUCACUAUGAAACAAAUAUGGACCUACCUCUUUUAAAUUAGUUCAAAUUAUUUCUUAAGGGGAAAAAUAAGAAUCUGAUUUUUCUUUUUUUAUUGUCAUUGAAAAUUUAAGAUCUGGAGACAUAUUUAAGGAAGUAUUAACAAUUAUAAAACUGGUUUCAGAGUAAGAAAAUUUUAGAGAUAUGCCAGCAGCAGAAUUUAAGGAAACAAUCUCCAUGCAGCUGACCACAUUUUCUUAACUGUUGUAAUUCAGUUUUGGGGAAAAAAAGUAAUCCAGAGGAAAUUUAUCAGCAUAAUCUUACUUCAGUCUGUCUUCAUUUUAAUACAUAUCCACUUACAAUGUGAAGAAUAUGUCAGCUUCUGUAAAGCUCUACUGGAAAAAUGAGACGUUGCCUGGUCCUGCUAAAAAGCAUUCUAAAAUUGUGGUUGCUUUCAGAGAAACUGAUACAUUUCUUUGCAGAGAAAAUUAAUUACCAGGUUAUAGAGAAAAGGAAGUAACCCCAUAGACUGGUUUAAUUCUGCACUAUGGAAAUGCCAGAGUCCGUCCAUCAGCAAAAGCUUCACUUAGGUCACAGCCAUCAUUUGGCUGUUCCUGCACCUCCUCCCACAGCAGGAAGAUAAAACAGUCCAGUGCUGUGGGAGAGCAUCUUUCAUAGCUGUGUUAUGGAACAGCAUCACCUGAGCUGAAGCAUGCUAGGAAAAUGCAUCUCCUGUAGAGGUGUACAGUAAUGCUCACCUUUCUGGUUUUGUGAACAGAUCAGGCAAAUCAUGUGUUUGUGAAGCUUAAAUCCAACCAAAAUGGAUUAGAACAGGUAUGGUUCUCAGCAUCUGGCAGUUUUGAAGGAGAGGAAUAGCCAGUGUGUCAGUGAGGUCCUCUCUGUGGGAUCUGCUGGCACCCACAAAAGGAAAGGCAGCCACUGGGGACAGUGGUUGGUAACACACAUGGGAUGUUUAUGUCCUCCUUUCCACGGAGAACGUAUGGGACCUGGAGGAAACUGUUCCAAAGAGUGGGAUGCUGGCUCAGUGCUACAGGGGAGCUCUGCUCACUGUUUGGUUUUAUGGACACAAUCCACAGUGAGACAGUAGAAGACAAAAAAAAAAAAAAAAAAAAGUAUGAUGUAAGACUCACACUCACCAAAGACAUGUUAUGUGUCCAUCUGCUCUGUUAGUUGUUCCUUUGGAACAUUUGUUCCAAACCAGACCUAACUGCUUCCAAAGCAGUGAUGCCAAUGCACAGCAGUAAAAUAACACAGCAGUUUGGUUCCUAAAGCACACACUGAUGGUGUCUUUGGAUAAGUGGAAAAGGAAAUACGUAUAUUUGAGUUAGAACUGGAAAGAUAGUUGUUUCUCUUAGUGGAAAUAAGUAUUGGUAUUUAUGACUAGAUAUCAUUUAAUUUAUUUUAUCACUGAAUAAAUGGUCUCAAAAGGGAACACCCUGAACCUAUCCUACAUAUCCCUAGACCUAAGUAGGCAAUUUAACUGUCUGUUCCAUACACUUAAUUCCUACUGGCAGAAGCAGGAGACAAGUCACAGGAAGGGUCUGCUGAGGCUUGGAUUAUCCUACCUGACUGCAUGCACCUAAAUGUAAGCUCCUUUGUUGUGAGCUGACUCUUUAAACCAGUGAUGAGUGAGAAUCAUGUCAAGAAAAAUUUGGCUCACCUAAGAACUUAGUAGCCCUCUGGAGACACCUGGGUCUCUCCACUAAGGAUGGGCACUACACCACAUGUUUAAAGUAUUGCAGGAUGAAUGUGAACCUGGCCUGUAAUCUCAGCCUUUAUCAGUCCUGUACUGAUUUUCUUGACUAUAGACUUCAGGUUUUGGUCAUUCCAGCAAAAAGAUUAGAUAAAGAAAUAGUACUUUUGGAGGCACAUCUCCUCUGUUCCCAAAUUAAAGCCUUUAUUUGGGGGG
Molecule: messenger RNA, 5349 nt
Organism: Calypte anna (Anna's hummingbird)
Lineage: Eukaryota; Metazoa; Chordata; Aves; Apodiformes; Trochilidae
Gene: CILK1
Product: intestinal cell kinase
Exons: 14
Coding region: 780-2654 (624 amino acids)
Biological process (GO): intraciliary transport; intracellular signal transduction; protein phosphorylation
Cellular component (GO): nucleus; cytoplasm; cilium
Molecular function (GO): ATP binding; protein serine/threonine kinase activity
Source: RefSeq, a predicted model, not a curated record